This is a messenger RNA of Tauraco erythrolophus (red-crested turaco), 1401 nucleotides long. The record is from RefSeq and is a predicted model, not a curated record. NCBI's taxonomy places the organism in Eukaryota, Metazoa, Chordata, Aves, Musophagiformes, Musophagidae.
UUCCUGCGGGUGCGAGCGAACCGGCAGAACGCUCGGAUUGGAAAAAUGAAACGGAGGAAGCAAGACGAAGGGCAGGUAUGUCCCCUCUGCAGCCGACCUCUGUCAGGAUCCGAGGAGGAGAUGAGUAGGCAUGUGGAACAAUGCCUUGCAAAGAGAGAAGGUUCAUGCAUGACUGAGGAUGACUCUGUGGACAUCGAGAACGAGAACGGCAACCGCUUUGAGGAGUACGAAUGGUGCGGGCAGAAGAGGAUACGGGCGACUACUCUCCUGGAGGGAGGAUUUCGAGGUUCUGGAUUUAUCAUGUGCAGCGGCAAGGAGAAUCCGGACAGCGACGCUGACCUGGAUGUGGAUGGGGAUGACACACUUGAAUACGGGAAACCACAGUACACAGAAGCAGACAUUAUCCCUUGCACUGGGGAAGAGCCAGGUGAAGCCAAAGAGAGGGAGGCGCUCCGAGGUGCUGUUUUAAAUGGUGGCACACCAAGUACUCGAAUAACACCGGAGUUUUCCAAAUGGGCCAGUGACGAAAUGCCCUCAACGAGUAAUGGUGAAAGCAGUAAACAGGAGACCAUGCAGAAGACCUGUAAGAACAGUGACAUUGAAAAAAUUACAGAAGACUCUGCAGUGACAACAUUUGAAGCGUUAAAGGCUCGUGUCCGUGAGUUAGAAAGGCAGCUUUCCCGUGGGGACCGCUAUAAAUGUCUCAUUUGCAUGGACUCCUACACAAUGCCCCUGACUUCCAUUCAGUGCUGGCAUGUGCACUGUGAAGAAUGCUGGCUGCGGACUCUGGGUGCCAAGAAGCUCUGUCCCCAGUGUAACACCAUCACGUCUCCCGGAGACCUUCGGCGCAUCUACUUAUGAAGGACCCAGCGGGAGGGCAGGACCCAGCUACUUGGCUCAGCUCAUCACACCAAGGGGGAGAAGAACGACAGCAACAACAACAAAAAAAGACAUUUUAAAAUUUAAAGGAAAAAAAAAUACAACAAACCAGAGACUCCAGACAUGGACUCGAGGAUACAGGAGCAGUGGGGAGCCUCAGCUCUCAGGUCCCGCAUGUUGAGACCUCCUUCAGCAUCUGCAGCGGGCAAAACCAAACCCUUUGUUGUGAAGCCCCCUUUUUUAAAACCAGUAUUCCCCAUCCACCCAUUCCCGGGAGCUGGCUUUGCAUCGCGGAUGGCUCGUGAGCCCUCCUUUGGACUGUGUUGUUGACCACUCUGCCCCCAGGAGACUGGGGAAGGGACCCUUGACAGAAAGAUGUUAAAUAACCUGUAACUUGUGUUCUUUGUUCAGUUUUUUUUGUUUUGUUUUUAUUUGUUUUGGUUUGGUUUUUGGUUUGGUUCUGUUUUGGUUUUUUUUGUGGUGUUCUAGUGAUAAAAAAAGGUUUAAAGAAAAAAAAAAACA